Molecule: messenger RNA, 943 nt
Organism: Neopsephotus bourkii (Bourke's parrot)
Lineage: Eukaryota; Metazoa; Chordata; Aves; Psittaciformes; Psittacidae
Product: calsenilin-like
Exons: 8
Coding region: 181-873 (230 amino acids)
Biological process (GO): regulation of potassium ion transmembrane transport; negative regulation of transcription by RNA polymerase II
Cellular component (GO): nucleus; voltage-gated potassium channel complex
Molecular function (GO): DNA-binding transcription repressor activity, RNA polymerase II-specific; calcium ion binding; RNA polymerase II cis-regulatory region sequence-specific DNA binding
Source: RefSeq, a predicted model, not a curated record
GCAGGGGGGGGGCCAUGGGCCGGUGCCAAGGGAGGAGGGCAGGAAGGGCCGGCCCCGCUGCAGCGCCGCCCGGACGCACCCGCUCGCCACCACCUCACCCCAGUCCGGGGUGCCGGAGGGGGGGGACACACAGAGGACACCCCGAUCCCCGUGGUCCCCCCCCUCUCCUCGCCACCGGCCAUGGGCAUCCAGGGCAUGGAGCUGUGCGCCGUGGCCGUGGUCAUCCUCCUCUUCAUCGCCGUCCUCAAGCAGUUCGGGAUCCUGGAGCCCAUCUCUGUGGAAGACGGCGGCGAUGUCGAGGUGGAGCUGGCGGCGGCGCGGCACCAACCGGAGGAGCUGGAGCAGCUCCUGGCACGGACCAAGUUCUCCAAGCGGGAGCUGCGAUCCCUGUACCGUGGCUUCAAGAGCGAGUGUCCCAGCGGCCUGGUGGAUGAGGAAACCUUCACGCUCAUCUACUCCCGGUUCUUCCCGCAAGGCGACGCCAGCGCCUACGCACGCUUCUUGUUCGACGCCUUCGACGCCGACCGCAACGGGGCCUUGUGCUUCCAGGAUUUUGUCCUGGGGCUCUCGGUCCUGCUGCGGGGGACGGUGCAGCAGAAACUGCAAUGGGCUUUUAACCUCUACGACCUCAAUAAGGACGGCUGCAUCACCAAGGAGGAGAUGCUGGAGAUCAUGACGUCCAUCUAUGACAUGAUGGGGCACUGCACCCAGCCCGCGCUGCGGGACUGCGCCCCCGCGGAGCACGUGGAGCUCUUCUUCCAGAAGAUGGACAGGAACGGCGAUGGCGUCGUGACCUUUGAGGAGUUCCUGGACACGUGCCUGAAGGACGAGGACAUCCUGAGCUCCAUGCGCAUCUUCGAGGACGUGCUCUAGAGCCGCGGGAGCGGGCUUUCGCGGGGUGUUUUCUAAUUAAAGCCAACAGCCACAAUUUGGGGACAAAACC